Messenger RNA from Tripterygium wilfordii, 1284 nucleotides. RefSeq lists its product as uncharacterized. The transcript has 7 exons. NCBI's taxonomy places the organism in Eukaryota, Viridiplantae, Streptophyta, Magnoliopsida, Celastrales, Celastraceae. The coding region runs from base 45 to 971 and encodes 308 amino acids. The record is from RefSeq and is a predicted model, not a curated record.
CUAAUAUAUUAGUUCUGGCAGGCGGCAGCAAUACUUGAGCACCAAUGGAGUUCUCUAUUUUCAGCAAAACACUAACGAAAUCCGAUUGCCUGGUUAAAUUUGCGAUCCCGUGCCCACGUUUGAGCCUGUUGGUGGAGGAGUUUAAGCAGUUGAUGUAUCAAAAGGAAGAGGUUUGGGCAAAUGUUGAGGGAGAGUUGACUAUGCCAACUCAAGGGACAUUCCAUGUUGUGAUGAAGACUCCUACUGGACAAUUAUCUGCCAAACAAUUCAGGAAACGAGAACAAGAAAGGAUGAAGCUGAUUGAACGGAUGCAAUCAAAAGUCAGGAAAUGUCAGUCUCAACUUAGUUCAUUGAUCAGCAACACUAGACAAGAUCAGCGCAUUAAGCUGAUUCGACGGAUGCAAUCAAAAGUCGGGAAAUGUCAGUCUCAACUUAGUUCAUUGAUCAGCAACACUAGACCACAAGAUCAGCGCACUAAGCUGAUUCGACGGAUGCAAAAAAAAGUCAGGAAAUGUCAGUCUCAACUUAGUUCAUUGAUCAGCAACACUAGACCACAAGAUCAGCGCACUUUGUUUGUUGAGCUGCUGCCAACAGAUGUUGAUGUUGAGAAUACAGAGAUGAAGCUGGAAGAUUCCAAAAAAAUGUCCAUUGAGCUACAGAAACUUAAAAUAGAGUGGGAACAUUCUAGGAAGUCUCAAGAGUGGAUGGAUUGUCGGAUGCAAAAACAAGCCAAAAUGAUGGAAGAAUAUCAGUCUCAAGUUAGUUCAUUGAUCAGCAACAAUAAAUCCCAAAAUCAGCAUAUCCACUCUUUGCUUCUUGAGCUGCGGGAGGUGUAUAAAGAGAAAGAAGAAUUGAGAAGGGGGAAUGUUGAAUUUAAAAAGCAGAAUGAAUAUUUGAAGAAUCUGAAGACCCAACAACAGCUUGUGGAUUUUAAUUUUUCUGAUCAAGUAAACAGAGAGACGGGAGAAUAAAUGGGAACUAGUUCGCGCAAGAGAGCAGCUGUGAAGUGGCUGAUAUGAUAUGGAAAUUGGAUUUGCUCAGCUUCUUUGUUCAAACUCCUGAAUUUGCAUGUUUCUAUUAUUGUUGCACUUGAUUUGCUUGAAUGUACGUUUCAUACUCCUGAAUUUGCAUGUUUCAAUUAGUGUUGUACUUGAUUUGCUUGAAUGUUCACCCUUCGUUUCUGUAUUUUGUAAUAUGUGCUGAGACCUAUUUAUGUAUAAGUUGUGACUUGUGAGUGUUGGUGAAACAAAAAUGCUGGCAUGUUUCAUGUCAAGGAUAAAACCA